AUGUUGGAAUGCGUGCGUCGCGCGAGCCCACUGGUACGCGCGUCGACGAAAACUGGACGAAAUUACUUGAUAACGACAAGAUUCGUGUUUUUGCUUGUGCCUUUUAUUAUACUUCUGUCCGUAAGAACGAGUGUCUCAGGAGGGGUGUCCCUGGGCGCGCACCUAGUGUGCGCACGCGUCGCCGGUCUGACGGACAAACAACGCGCGAUGUGUCGCGCCUCACCCGCCGCUAUAGCCGCUGUAGGCGAUGGCCUUAGGAUGGCCUACGCAGAGUGCAGGUCGCAGCUUGGUGGCUACAGGUGGAACUGCUCAGGAGUUGGAGAUGGGAAUGACUUUGGACACGUGAUGCCUUUAGGUACGUAUAUCCUA
Brenthis ino (lesser marbled fritillary) is the source of this 369-nucleotide messenger RNA. Lineage: Eukaryota; Metazoa; Arthropoda; Insecta; Lepidoptera; Nymphalidae. The record is from the annotation of a GenBank genome assembly.